CUGGCUUGCUGGUACUGCGCUUGCGCAAUGAGAGAAUUUCGCCUGGCCUGGCACUUGCGUAUAUCUGCUGCUUCCGCAAGUGACUCAAGGUACCAAGUCCCGGAUUGCCCACAUCACGAUCUGUGGAAAUGCUCAGCUAAUAAACUACAGCCCUCUCCUUGUAAUGUUACGGAAGGAAUUGCAGGAAAGCAGCGGCCACAGAGAACUGCGCAGUCGCUUCUGAGCGCCGGGACCCCACCCACAGGGCACAGAUGCGUGCUUGGAGAAACUCCCGGAGCCCCGCCUGAGAGUCAACACGCAGGCGCAAGGGCGCGUGCCCUGCGCUGCCGGCUCUGAUUGGCUACCAAGGAUGCCUGACUGUUGUGGGCGGCAAUAGGCUUCAGAGGCACAAGAUCAUUGAAGACUGAGACAUAAACUUUGGAUUAAGAUUUGUUGAUUGAUAGAGGCUGGUGAGUAGUGGGAUGAGCAAGGGCAUCUCCUCUCUCCUGGGUUCCUUCUAUGUCACUGGCUCCUGCCCCUCCUUCCCCAGGCACUGCCUUCCCCACAAUGGCAGAGGUUGUGGCUGAGGUGGCUGAGAUGCCAACACAGUCACCAGAGGCAGUGGAGAUGCCAACAUCUGUGUCAUCCAUGUCGGGGGAGAUGGCAGAGAUAGCAACAGAAGUGACAGAAAUGACACCUGGAGAGGCCCUUGCCUCAUCCCUCUUCUUUCAGCACCACCAGUUCAUGUGUUCUGAGUGCGGCAGCCUCUAUAACACACUAGAAGAAGUCCUCUCACACCAAGAGCAGCACAUGCCCACUGUGUUGGAGGAGGAGGCACUGACCACACAGGAUGCUGGCCUGGAACCAGAGCUAGUGCCAGACACCGAGGAGGGGCCUUUCCAGUGUGGUGAAUGCAGCCAGCUCAUCCUCUCUCCCACUGAGCUCCUGGCCCACCAGGAUGCUCACCUCCGAGAGUCUGCAAGCCAGAUCCAGUACCAGUGUGGGGAUUGUGAGGAGCUCUUCCCCUCACCUGAGCUGUGGGUGGCCCAUCGCAAGGCUCAGCACCUUUCUACUACAGUGGCCGAGUCAUCAGCACCACCUCCUUUGCCUCCUCCAUCACCACCUCCUCCACCACCUGAAGUCAAGAUGGAGCCCUAUGAAUGUCCUGAGUGUUCCACCCUCUGUGCCACCCCAGAGGAAUUCUUGGAACAUCAGGGCACUCACUUUGACUCCUUGGAGAAAGAAGAGCGUAAUGGGUUAGAGGAGAAGGAGGAGGAAGAUGAGGAAGAUGAAGAGGAGGAGGAUGAAUCAGAGGAGGACGAAGAUGUAGACUUUGCUGAUCCUAUGGAAGGUGACAAGUCCAGAGCUGGUAGAGUGCAGGGCCAUGGGGAUUGUCCCCAACACUGUACCUCUGUAGGGGCACGCCAGAGACACCGAAGAGCAUCUCAAGGAUCAACAUCAGGUGCCCACCCCUUCCACUGCACCCAAUGUCAGCGCAGCUUUAGCUCAGCAAAUCGGCUGCUGGCUCAUGGGCGGGCCCACGUGGGUGGCACGUACGAGUGUACAGCCUGCUCCAAGGUCUUCAAGAAGGCAGCCUCUCUUGAGCAGCACUUGAGGCUGCACCGCGGAGAAGCCCGCUACCUCUGUGUAGACUGUGGACGGGGCUUUGGCACAGAACUCACAUUAGUAGCCCACCGCCGGGCUCACACUGCCAACCCACUGCAUCGCUGUCGCUGUGGCAAGACGUUCAGCAAUAUGACCAAGUUCCUCUACCAUCGGCGUACUCAUGCUGGGAAAAGCGGGGCCCCAGCAGCAACAGCCUCUCCAGCUCCAACAGAGCCCACGCCCCCAACCCCUCCCCCUGCCCCGCCUGCCCAGCUGCCCUGCCCACAGUGCCCCAAAUCUUUUGCCUCAGCCUCUCGGCUUUCCCGACACCGGCGUGCGGUACAUGGACCCCCUGAACGGCGGCACCGCUGUGGGGUUUGUGGCAAGGGCUUCAAGAAGCUGGUCCAUGUGCGCAACCACUUGCGGACACACACAGGUGAGAGACCCUUCCAGUGCCAUUCUUGUGGCAAGACAUUUGCUUCUUUGGCCAACCUCAGCCGCCACCAGCUGACCCACACAGGUGUGCGUCCCUAUCAGUGUCUGGACUGUGGCAAGCGCUUUACACAGAGCUCCAACCUGCAGCAGCACCGGCGGCUGCACCUGCGGCCUGUCGCCUUUGCCCGUGCACCCAGGCUUCCUAUCACCGGUCUCUACAACAAGAGUCCCUACUACUGUGGGACCUGUGGCCGCUGGUUCCGUGCCAUGGCAGGCCUACGGCUGCAUCAGCGGGUCCAUGCCCGAGCCCGGUCUCUGACACUGCAGCCUCCCAGAUCACCAUCUCCUACACCGCCCCCAGCACCUGAACCUCAGCAGACUAUCAUGUGCACGGAGCUCGGGGAGACCAUUGCCAUCAUUGAGACAUCCCAGCCACUGGCACUUGAGGACACACUGCAGCUGUGCCAGGCUGCACUGGGGGCCAGUGAAGCAAGUGGGCUGUUACAGUUAGACACAGCCUUCUUGUGACAUGGCUGAAGAGCAACAAUAAAAGGGUUUGGUUGCAACAAUAAGUGUGGGCACCUCUGGGGAAAAGAGGACCACCCUUUGACAGACCAAUCUGGCAUUCAUCAUGAGACUCACUCUUGUACCCAGUGACUCCUCAGAGCAGCCCUGCCAGGUUUCCCAUGUCACCUUUCUCUUCCUGAGGGGAAACUGAAGCUAAGAUGCCAUGUAAUCUGUCCCGGGUCACCCUGCUCUGUUGCAAAGUGGGGUUUACCAAGGCUCUUUGCAUCACCCUUGUGCCCAGCAAUAUCAGGUAAACUUUACUGAGCAUUGACCAUGCCCAGGUCUGUGCUGGGGAUUCUCAUAUACCUCUCAAGAGUUUCUACUUGUCUCCCAGCCCUAACCUAGAUUUGGGGCACCCAGGGGAGAGAAAAGCACUUAUCUGGGCUUCCUUCAUCUCAGAUUUGACAAUGUAAAAGGAAAUCUGUAGGUGUCCUGGUACUAAGCUUAGAGUAGGUGAUGCUGAAGACCCAGUUAGUUAUGAGUCAGACACAGGCUCUGCCCUCAGAAAGUAUCUAGUAGGACCACACACAAGUACAGAUGGUUUGUUCUCCAAAUGUGGCUUACUGGUUCAUUUAACCUGUGUCCGAAGGCCUCCUCUUAUGUGCUAUGCAGUGCUGGAGGCUAGAGAUAAGAUUGAGUCCAGCUUAAGGAUUUCUUGGGUUAUGAUGAGGAUGUACAGCAACACUGGGAUCCCAGAGUAGGGAACAAACCUUCAUGGGGGGAGAUCAGGUGUGAAAAAGUCUUCCUAGAGAAGGAAGUCCCUGAAGAAAAAGUAGAAAUCUGCCAGUGCAAGAGGAAAAGAACAUUUCAAGCAGACAGCCACUAUAGGAAGUUAGUAUAUAUUUGGAGACCAUCUUGUAAUUACAAUUAACUGAGCAUUUGACUGCAUGGCCACAGCAGGCACUGCACUUAGCACUGUAUGUGUACUAUGAUCCCAGCAGGUGUAAGAUCUCAAUCUCACCCCUCUUGUACAGGUUAAAAAAGUUAAGGACAGCAACUUGCAAGGCAUUGUGAGCUUUGAACCCAGAAUGUCCCCUAAGCCCACAUUUAUAACCACUAGGAUUCUAAGCGAUUUGAGACCGGAAACCCACGCAGAGAGUUGGGAGUCAGAGGAUUCAUUCUAAUUGGAAGAAAAGUAAACCAGGGUCACAGAGCAGUUGGAAUAUAAGGGAGCCUGAAAAGACCCUGGAAGCAGGAAGGGUCACCAAAUUUUUUCAAAGCGUGCCUAGGAUUAUAAGCAGAUGUGGGUCAGACCUCUGACCCUGGGUGCUCCGGCAGAUGAAACAGAAUGCUGCUGGAGCUGGCACUUGUCCAGGAGGGAAGCCUAGGCCUUGGGAGUUGGGCUGAGCAGUUCAAGACAGUGUUGCAGAGGUGGGGAGGUGUCAUGACAGGGUUGUCAGCUCUCCCAGAGAUAGUGAGUGGGAGGCUGGCAGUGGUCUAGGAGGGAGAGAACAGGGACAGUGCUGGGCAGGGGUGAUGGGGACAGGAGUAAGGUGAAGGACACCCUGUGAAUACAUGAUCAACCACUGGGGAGGAAGAGGUCCCCAAGCACUCAAGGCUCGCCCCUUGCCCAGACCAGCCAUCUUCCCCUUGUCUAAUCUAUGUGUUCUAUAUAUCCACUUUGCAAUCGAGGUGAAAUGCAGGCCAGUAUUAUGCAAGAAAGGGACAGUCUGUGUUGGGCAGUUUAUAGAUGUCCUUAGGCAAUUUGGAAAGCCCAGAUCCCACGGGAAGUCUCAGCUCUCCUGGGACAUGUCCUAAGUGGAAUCUAGCAGAGGACAUGCAGUUGGCUCCUCCCCAGGCUCCCUUUCCCUCCCCUUCAGCCUAUGCUUGUUGCUUGACACCAUGUGGAGAAGGUGCCAUUUCCUUCUGCCUAUAGCCCCUACCAUCUAGUCCUAGUAUAUUUUUAAAGUGAGGGAAAAAGCCAAAUUUUGCCCGAGCCUUCCCAGAGUUGUCAAUUCCCAACAUUCCUGAGAGGCAGAGCAAAUGGGUGCCUUGCUUAACACUGAAAUGAAGCCUUGCAGCCGGGCAUGGUGGCGCACGCCUGUAAUCCCAGCACUCAGGAGGCUGAGACAGGA
Molecule: messenger RNA, 4661 nt
Organism: Fukomys damarensis (Damara mole-rat)
Lineage: Eukaryota; Metazoa; Chordata; Mammalia; Rodentia; Bathyergidae
Gene: Znf526
Product: zinc finger protein 526
Exons: 3
Coding region: 499-2547 (682 amino acids)
Biological process (GO): regulation of transcription by RNA polymerase II
Cellular component (GO): nucleus
Molecular function (GO): RNA polymerase II transcription regulatory region sequence-specific DNA binding; DNA-binding transcription factor activity, RNA polymerase II-specific
Source: RefSeq, a predicted model, not a curated record